AGGAAUAACGAAUAACCCAAAUAGUCCUAACUUAUUAGAAAUAAUUCAGGAUUGACGGAAUUUGUUGGCCAGUCUUCACCUAGUUCACACCAGAUGGUCUUUGUGGGAGGAUGAGUGACAUACCGUUAUGAAUUUCGUUUGUGUUUAAUCAAAAUCUAUAAUAUUAUGAAUCCUGUCUGAUGAAUAAACAGUAUGAAGCCUUUUGGGCGCCAGAGGAAGUUGUGGAAAUUUUUUGCAUCGUUUGCCCUUUUGGUCGUGAUUUACGUCAUGCGUGAUAGAAAUUUGAAUACUGUAUACAACAAUACCGUGCGGUGUGCCAACGGAUAUAAUGCAGAAGGAAGUUGUAAAGAUUCUGAUCGAAUGCAAGUAAACCGUGAGGCAAUCGGGCGAAAUUUAGAAUCAGUUCCAAAUGACGAAACCCACCAUUUUCAUACCGACACAAUCGCAACGGAAGCAAUAUGGCCUGGUAUCGUUGUUUACAAUCGGGUACCAAAAUGUGCCAGUUCAACAUUGCGUCAACUCAUAACGAGAUUACAGAGAAGAAACAAAUUUCGAUAUGAAAUUCAUAACUGGCCUAAUGUGAAGCAAUCAUUGACAAGCAAUGAAGAAAGCGAAUUAGUUGGACAAGUGACGUCACUACCUCAACCAUUAUUAUUUUUACGUCACCUGCACUUUGUUGACUUCGAAAAGUAUAAUGUAACGAAACCGGCCUAUAUCAAUAUGAUCCGCCACCCUAUUAAUAGAUUUGUGUCGCAUUAUUACUUUUCACGUUUUGGUUUUGUAAAUUGGACGGAAGAAAAAAUCAGAAAAUGGUUAUGGCCAAUGUCUAAAGAACGACGAGAAAUGAGUUUGGAUGAAUGUGUAAAAAACGGAGCGGAAAAGUGUGUUGUAGAAAAUCAUGAAAAUUUCAUGCAAUUCUUUUGUGGGCAAGAUGUAAGAUGCAAAAAUCGCGAUGACUGGGCGUUGGAAAAAGCCAAAACCAAUAUUGCUAAGAAUUUUGUCUUCAUUGGAGUUUUGGAAAAGUUUGAAGAUUCAAUCAAAGUGGCGGAGACUAUUUUACCAAAGUACUUUACUGGAGCAACAAAUAUAUUUCAAGCUUCUCCAAACAGUGGAAGUCACACAAAAACUGCCAACAAAGUGAAGCCUACAAAUGAAACUGUUUCGGUUUUAUCUGUUGCUUUGAGUAGAGAAAUUGAACUCUAUAAUUUUGUUAAACAAAGACUUGAUUUUCAAAUAACGUUUUUGAAAAAAUCUGGCAAAAUCACGUGACCACAAAUCAACGUAAUGAAAGCUGGAAUGAAUGAACGAACCAACUAACACGUAGAAGGUUGUUAUACCAUUGAUGACUUAACAACCUGUUAACAUUCCUGUUAAGGUAUCAAUGGUUAUACGUAAGAACAUUCAGAAAUAUGCCUGACGUCUUCAUAACACAAAGGUUAUGUGCUCUACAGUCUACAAUAUGGAAUGAUAGAGUCAAUGAACGCCGCAAAAAAUUGGUGGACACUGCUGGCAAAAUUUUGAUAUCUCAGGUACUGGAAGUGAUAUUUGAUCUGAUGUUCCAAAAUUCAAAAAUACGUCUACACUAAAUGAACCGAUAUUUAUUUCACUAUGAAACGCAUAAUUUAUAUAUACUAUGUAAUAUAUUGGUUACGGAUUAUGCAAUAUUCUGCGUCAAUCAGUGUGGAGCAUAAUGAACCUGCUAUGGAGAUUCAGCCCCGGAGAUAAAAUAUGAAGAACGUGUCCUAAAGUAUUCGUAAAAUAUUUAAGAGAAAUAGUGAAUAAUGUUAAAAAAAUAAGUAAUAAAAAAUAUCAACAAUUUGAA
This is a messenger RNA of Styela clava, 1822 nucleotides long. Its product is annotated as uronyl 2-sulfotransferase-like. Lineage: Eukaryota; Metazoa; Chordata; Ascidiacea; Stolidobranchia; Styelidae. The record is from RefSeq and is a predicted model, not a curated record. Gene Ontology annotation, cellular component: membrane. Gene Ontology annotation, molecular function: sulfotransferase activity.